Molecule: messenger RNA, 587 nt
Organism: Tauraco erythrolophus (red-crested turaco)
Lineage: Eukaryota; Metazoa; Chordata; Aves; Musophagiformes; Musophagidae
Source: RefSeq, a predicted model, not a curated record
UAAUUUUUUAUAAUUAUCGUAUGGUUUUUUUCUUACAGUCCUUUAAACUCCUAGGAUUUCUUGAUGUUAAAAGUGUCCCAUGUGCAAGAGAAUCAGUGCUCUACGGCUCCGUGGGAUCUUUAGUUGUGGGUCUUGGACAUUUUUUAGCAACUAGUAGAGUUAGAAGAUCUUGUGACUUUGCAGUUGGUGGCUUUAUUUGCACAAUGUUAGGAUACUGGUUUUACUGCAGGUACAAUUUGGCCCAACAUAGGAUCCGGCAAAGAAUGCUUAAAGAAGGAAUGAGAAACAAAAUUUUAUUUGAAGGCAGUGCUCUUGAUCCAACAAGAAAACAAACUGGCAAUGAAAGAAGUGAUUCAUAGUCUGCUGUAGAGGAAUCUGUGGUCUAAUACAGCUCUGGGAGAAGGUGGUCCAAAAAUGGCAGUCUUCCCUGCAAAUGUGCGAGGUGCCUAAAAGUGAUAAAUCAUGCUGGUUUUCCUAGCAAAUCCAAGCCAGAAAUUCAUAGUGAAUCUGUUAAGUCAGUACACAAGCCUUUCUUUGUUUCAUAUAUGUAUGUAUGUAUAUGACUAUGUACACAGAUAGGAGUGACC